Pyricularia pennisetigena is the source of this 1404-nucleotide messenger RNA. RefSeq lists its product as uncharacterized. Bases 1 to 1404 code for a protein of 467 amino acids. Gene Ontology annotation, molecular function: acyltransferase activity, transferring groups other than amino-acyl groups. The record is from RefSeq and is a predicted model, not a curated record. Lineage: Eukaryota; Fungi; Ascomycota; Sordariomycetes; Magnaporthales; Pyriculariaceae. The transcript is spliced from 3 exons. Gene Ontology annotation, biological process: polyketide biosynthetic process.
AUGGCACCAUCAGUUAGCCCCAGCUCCCGGGAGCUGGGCCUCUCCGUCUUGGGCGUGGGCUCCCAAUACCCUCCCUACGCCCUCAAGCCCGACGCCGUCGAGACCCUUGCGAAGCGCUUCUACCCAGAAUCUCCGGCUAUGAGCAAGGUACUGGCCAUAAACAGGUAUACAGGAAUCGAAGCCCGUUCCUCCAUCGGCGACCCGGAGCACCCCAUCGUAAACGACGCGGCCGCACCGUCGAUAGCGGAGCUACACAAGGUUUUUAUGAGCGACGGCGUCCCGCUGGCGGUCAGCGCCGCGCGAAAGGCGUUUGAGGACGCCGGCAUGACGGACCCCGCGGCGGCGGCGGCCAGCAUAACGCACGUCGUGUCGACCACGUGCACCGACAGCGCGAACCCGGGCUACGACCACUUUGUGGCGCGCGAGCUGGGCCUGUCGGACUCGGUGGAGAAGGUGCUCCUCCACGGCGUCGGGUGCAGCGGCGGACUCGCGGCCCUGAGGACGGCGGCCAACUUGGCGCUCGGCCAUGCCAUGCGUGGCCUGCCCGCCAGGAUCCUGGUCAUGGCCCUCGAGGUCAGCACGACUUUUGUGCGCAGCGAACUCGACAGCAUAAACGCCGAACAGAACACGCGCAUCGGAGUCUGUCUCUUCUCCGAUUGUGGUAGUGCCGUCAUUUUGAGUAACGGUCUCGGUCAUGGUCUUGAUGCCAAGGAGCCGGCGUAUGAGUUGCUAGGCUGGCAAAACAGAACAAUUCCAGAUACGGAAUUGGAUUUGGGUUUUGAUGUUGACCCUGUUGGAUGGAAAGUAGUUUUAACACCGCGCGUGCCAAAACUCACCACCUCGGUGCUCGAGUCUUCUUUCGCCUCGCUCAUGGCAUCGCUGCCACCACUGCCACCAAACUACUCCAAGGCUUCUGAUUUUGACUGGGCCAUGCACCCUGGUGGUGCAACGAUUCUGACUGGAGCCGAGAAGGCCAUGGGCAUCACACCAGAGCACAUGCGUGCCAGCUACUCCACGUACAUGAACCAUGGAAACUCGAGCUCGGCGACCAUCUUUAGCGUACUGGACUGCCUGCGGCAAAAGGACAUGGAUGCGCUGACUCCCGGCGGCAGGGAACCGGCAGACUACGUCGUCGGCUGUGCUUUUGGGCCCGGCAUCACGGUGGAGACGUGCAUGCUUCGGAGGCGGCGGAAGGCGGCGGGCGGCGGCAUGGCUGCGACGGGGUUGCAAACUCCGCCAGAGACGGAAAGCGAGGGGAGCAGGAGCGACGACGAGGACGGCGCAAAGGACGGGAGCAGUCCGAGCGGAGCUUCAGGGAAUGCUUCAGCUUCGGCGGGGAGUACGGCCGCGAUAAGUGGGGAGUCAUUCGUCAACCAAGCCAUGUCAGAGCUCGAGCUGGAUUGA